UCCGCGUUACGUCUCUUCAAGUAUGACGUGAGCUGUUCUUUCUUCUGGCGCUGCUUCCCGUGCGUCCACGUGCUUUGUCCCCUGUGCUCAAACUACCUGGUUUAUCCGUUAACAGGUCGUGCGGCAUGUAAGUUUCAAUUUUAAGCUAGAAAACUUUUAAUUCAAAAAAAAAUAAAUAAGACCAAGUUUAAAUGAAAAUAAAGAUCAGUGCAGGGUGGAAUUUGACAAAGUCAAGAGCAGUGAUUGUUGUUAGGUGUUGACUUAUAAUUGAGUAAACCGUUGCGCAAAUUACUUUCUACAAGUUACAUUUUGGAGUAAUUAAUCGUGCAAUUGAUCAACAAAAGGAUUGACUUUUGGAGACAAUAUCAAAAGUGAACAGUUCUGGGAUAAAAUAAUAAUAUCAUGGACGCUCAUCAACAGCAAUUUUGUCUUAAGUGGAAUAGCUUCGGCAGUAAUUUAGCUACCGCUUUUUCGAAUCUUUUCAAAAGUGAGAGUCUUACUGAUGUAACACUUUUCUGUGAAGGUAUCACUUUUAAAGCUCACAGAUUAAUUUUGGCAGCAUGUAGUAAACACUUCCAAGAGCUUUUUGAAGGUAUGCCUCAUUCCUUAGCUGGAUUAAUUGUAAUCUUGGAUGGAACAAGUGCUCACAAUAUGGCAUCACUGCUCGAAUUUAUGUAUCGUGGAGAAGUCCAUGUAUCCCAAGAUUCACUGAGCUCUUUCUUAAAAGCUGCUGAAUACCUGCAGGUAAAGGGGCUAUCGAUUGAACAUGAAAAAUUGGCUGUGGCUCACACACAUGUCUCAGAAAAUAAUACUGUUAUGACUGAGUCAGGAAGUAACAACACUGAGAUUUUAGAAUCAGAAGCCAUCAGUAGAGUUUUGAAAACAGAAGCGACUUCAGUUUCAUCUCCAUCAUCAAAUUAUACUGUACCAAACCUUUACCAUUCUCCUAGUUACUAUGAAAGUCCACAAAAAAGAACACGAUUACUGAGAUCACCAAGUGAUGUCGAUGCUUCCGGAAAAGUAAGUGUUUUACGAGAUGGAACAACUUUCCGCCCCGCUUCUGCUCCACAUCCAUUACUUCUAGAAAAUCAUGUAUAUCCGACAUUUACUCACCCCUCUGAGAAUUUGACCCAUUCCUACACAGCGCCUCAUACUCCAACUGAAUUGGAGCGAGAGCUCGAACAAGAUCAGUCCGAAGAAAAGAAUAACGAGGAUCUCAAAGAAAGUGUUGCAGAAGAUUUACGUAUAAAACAAGAACCAGUAAUAGUCACUGAUCGAGAGAGCUCUGAUAAAUUAGUCGAAAAAUCAUCAGGAGAAGUGUAUUUAGGCGGAAGAGGAUUUGAAGCUACUAAUUAUGGAUUGGUCAAUGAACAUAAACUUAACAUAACAUCAUUUAAACAGAGUGCAGUUCAAUUGUCUCAUCCACCUACGCCAGAUCUCAGCCCAGCACCUACAACGCCUGCUCGAUGGAAUUCAAAAAUAAAUAAAGCUGGAACUGUAAGCACGCCAGAUGGUAAAAAGUUAAAAUGUCCCUUCUGUGAUCGUCUUUAUGGAUAUGAAACAAAUUUGCGUGCUCAUGUACGACAGCGUCAUCAGGGUAUUAGAGUUUCAUGCCCAUUUUGUUCACGUACAUUUACCAGGAACAACACUGUACGAAGACAUAUAGCACGUGAACAUAAAAAUGAAAUUAGCAUCAAAGCUUUUCAAACAGCGAGUCAUCAAGUUUCGGAUACAUUACCGCAGUAAAAGUCAUCAUUAUAUUUGUUAUACUUGCAUAAAGCAAUCUUUCUAGUAUGUUAUGUUUGUACCAUUAUUCGUUUUUUAUGGUAUUUUCAAGUUACAAUUUUUAUAGUAUUAUAAUGCAUUAACCUGCAUUCGAGUAUAAUUUGCAACUAUGCGUAUGGUCUAUUAUUAUUGAUGGCUAAAAUGAGUUAUUCUCAUUAUUACUACAGUUACCUGUUACUUAGAAGAAAUACACAUAUAUUACUUUAAUUUCAUCUUAUGAAUUAAA
Molecule: messenger RNA, 2011 nt
Organism: Microplitis demolitor
Lineage: Eukaryota; Metazoa; Arthropoda; Insecta; Hymenoptera; Braconidae
Gene: chinmo
Product: zinc finger protein chinmo
Exons: 7
Coding region: 403-1746 (447 amino acids)
Biological process (GO): regulation of transcription by RNA polymerase II
Cellular component (GO): nucleus
Molecular function (GO): protein binding
Source: RefSeq, a predicted model, not a curated record